This is a messenger RNA of Pieris macdunnoughi, 1326 nucleotides long. The record is from the annotation of a GenBank genome assembly. Lineage: Eukaryota; Metazoa; Arthropoda; Insecta; Lepidoptera; Pieridae.
AUGGAGGUGGUAAUAUUGAAAGCGAGAGCCCAACUGAAUCGUCUGGUGUCGGUGCGGCGCGCGAACGAACGGGGGGCGCGCGCGAACGGCGGUGCGUCGUCGCGCGCGCCGGCCCGCGACCGCGAAAUGGCGACCGCGUCACCAAAAGCCACAUGGCUUAACGCCACCCUUGCGUUUAACCUCUCGCGCAUUAACACCACAUUUGACACCGAUUACGAUCUGCUCAAUGGCAACACUACUGAUGAACACGAUAAUCAUUGGUUCUGCGCGAAGUGGACCAGUGCCCAACAGGAUCUCUUCCAGGCAGCCAACCUAUGCUUCGCUAUAGCAUUUCUGGCACCGAAGAGUUUUAAACAGAGUAUAUUGGUGCUACGAGCGCUGGCCGCUACGGGAGCGGUGCUCAUGGGCAUGUGGGCUGGCGCAGAAGUUUGUGCUCCUGAUGUUCUAGCCUGGAGUCUGGCCUUGGUCGUCGUCAACUCUAUACAUACUGUUUUCUUAAUUAUAAGGUUUUUGCCUCCAGCCCUUUCGCUAGAACUGACCGAUUUGUACCUGAAACUAUUUAAGCCGUUAAAAGUAAGCAAGAAACAUUUCCAAGAGCUAACGAGAGAGGCGAGGGUCGUGAAGCUGGAACCAGGCGAAGCGUACGCUGUCGAGGAGGUCACACCGGCGGACGAGCGAUUAUCAAUAUUACUGAAGGGAAAAAUGAAAGUGAGUUGUGAUGAGACCCAUUUACACUACAUUCAGCCUUAUCAGUUCGUAGAUUCACCUGAAUGGGAAGCGAACCGCGAACAAUCGGAUGACGUUUUCCAGGUAACGGUGGUAGCAGAGGAAGUGUGCACUUGUCUUUGUUGGCCUCGCAUGCGUCUGGAGCGUGUUCUGCGGCAUAGACCCUUUCUGAAGGUUGUGCUUGACUGCCUUAUUGGAAAAGACAUAACACACAAGUUAUACUCAGUGAGUGAAGGGCUUGGUCUAGGUACAUCAGGUGACAAUGAUGGACCUGCUUCACACCUCACGAGGUCUGCCAGUGUCGAUGCCGUUCACGAAGGCGCUAGAGGGCGACUCAGGAGUCUUGCCUGGAGGUCACAUACGCCUCCUGCAAAAGGCAAUUCAUACUGGCAACCGGUAGUUGCCCGACAAUUCUUGCGGCAGUCGCCAUUCAAUCGGAGCGUGGCACCACCUCCGCGGUUGCUGACGCAGAAUUCGUCAGCAAGUCUCCAGCCGGUCGCCCAACCUCGCCGGCGGAGCCCGCCUCGGCGCACCGCGUCCUUCCGGCGGAGUCGCGAGGUAAAAUUCGCGGAGGUCCCCGGGGCCGAGCCCCUGGUGUGA